CCAAAGACUAGCCAUUCACUCGCCCCCUCGUCUUCAGCCUCCAAAUAAUCCCACCUCCCCAAUGGCAGUUCGCCGGUUGUGGCUCAAAUGGCCGCUCUUCAAUUUUCCCUCCAAAACUCUCUUGCAGUCUCAACCCCAUCACUCGGUUUCGGUUUCCGACCGCCCAAUUCUGGCAGACUAAUCACCCGAAGCAGAACAGUACCUUCUAAACCCCAUACCCGAAAUUCCAAGUGGGUCGUUCGAUUAAGCUUGGUCGAUCAAAACCCACCAAAAUCGACGGUCGAUGUGGACCAAUUGGUGGAUUUCUUAUACGAAGAUCUUCCCCAUCUCUUCGAUGAACAGGGGAUUGAUCGAACGGCGUAUGACGAUCAAGUGAGAUUUCGGGACCCCAUUACCAAGCACGAUACGAUUACUGGGUAUUUGUUCAAUAUUUCCCUCUUGCGAGAACUCUUCAGGCCUGAGUUCUUAUUGCACUGGGUUAAAAAGACAGGAGCUUAUGAAAUAACUACAAGAUGGACUAUGGUAAUGAAGUUUGUUCUUCUGCCAUGGAAACCACAAUUAGUUUUCACGGGAAAUUCCAUCAUGGGUAUCAAUCCAGAGACGGGCAAGUUCUGUAGUCAUGUGGAUCUCUGGGAUUCAAUACAGAAUAACGACUACUUUUCUGUAGAAGGGUUGUUGGAUGUAUUUAAGCAGCUUCGAUUUUAUAAGACUCCAGAAUUGGAAUCACCCAAGUAUGAGAUACUGAAAAGGACUACUAAUUAUGAGGUGAGGAAAUAUGCACCAUUUAUUGUUGUUGAAACAAGUGGAGAUAAACUCGCUGGGUCUGCUGGAUUCAAUGCAGUUGCUGGGUAUAUAUUUGGGAAAAACUCUGCAAAGGAGAAGAUACCCAUGACAACUCCUGUAUUCACCCAAACAUUUGAUUCAGAAUCACCCAAAGUCUCCAUUCAAAUUGUUCUUCCUUCAGAGAAAGAUCUAUACAGUUUACCAGAUCCUGAACAAGACACAAUUGGCUUGAGAAAGGUUGAAGGAGGAACUGCUGCAGUGUUGAAAUUCAGUGGAAAACCUACCGAAGAGAUUGUGCAAGAGAAGGCCAAAGAGUUGCGGUCUAGUCUCAUAAAGGAUGGUCUCAAACCCGGUAACGGCUGUUUGCUUGCUCGGUAUAACGACCCUGGACGAACAUGGAACUUUAUAAUGAGAAAUGAGGUUCUAAUAUGGCUUGAAGAAUUCUCAUUGGAGUAGACCCAAUCAAGCCAGAGGUUUUGAAGCCUUUGAGUCCUAAUUGAUAUUUUGUAUAUAUUUUGGCUGUUCUGCGAUCAACAAGUUUUGCUUAUAGUUAAGUUAGCAAACAAAAAUUUCUUGAGAUAAUGAAAGGGAUACCAUAAAAUCGCAUGUU
Messenger RNA from Cucurbita moschata (crookneck pumpkin), 1393 nucleotides. Its product is annotated as heme-binding-like protein At3g10130, chloroplastic. The record is from RefSeq and is a predicted model, not a curated record. The transcript has 8 exons. The coding region runs from base 88 to 1239 and encodes 383 amino acids. Lineage: Eukaryota; Viridiplantae; Streptophyta; Magnoliopsida; Cucurbitales; Cucurbitaceae.